GUUUUGACCCCGCCCUGGUAAUCUGUGCUAAUUAAUAAUUUUGUUGAAGUAUGGAAGGGAACAGGCGACCCUUUUUUAAGAAACUUGCUAACCCCCAAUUUAAGAAAAAGGGUGGCAACAAAAAAGGGAAGUGGCAUAAUUCUAGCCAUGAACUGUCUUUUGGAAGUUCUCAAGCUUCAGACACAGUUUAUCGGAUACUGUGUCAGUCUAGGAAGAUUGGUAGUGUUAUUGGUAAAGGAGGUAAUAUAGUCAAAGCCCUGAGGGAAGAGACACAAGCAAAGAUUACAGUUGCCGACUCUGUUCCUGGUGCAGACGAGAGAGUAAUAAUCAUCUAUAGUCCUCCUACAAAAAUCUCAAGAAAGCACGAUACUGACAAUAGUGAUGGUGAUCCUGCCACUGACAAAGAAGAUGAACUCAUGGAGCCACAUUGCCCGGCCCAAGAUGCUCUCUUGAAAGUGCAUGACAGGAUUAUGGAGGAAGACCUUCUUGGUGGAAUGGAAAAUGAGGAUGAUAAUGAAAAUGUGGUUACUGCACGUCUUCUUGUUCCAAACAACAUGGUCGGUUGUCUUUUAGGCAAAAAAGGAGAUGUCAUUCAGAGAUUGCGUAGUGAAACGGGUGCAAGCAUUCGUGUUCUCCCUGCUGAACAUCUUCCUACAUGUGCUAUGGAGACUGAUGAACUGGUGCAAAUAUCUGGUAAGCCAGCGGUAGCAAAGCAGGCUUUAUAUGAAGUAUCUACUCUACUGCAUCAGAACCCACGGAAGGACAAACCGCCUUUGAAUUUUCCCAUGGUUCAUGGGGGCCAAAGUUUUCAUCCUCCUGCACCUCCUAUGGGAAAUAUGCAACCACCAGGAAAUCCCAUGUGGUCUCAACGGAAUAAUAAUCCUCAUGGAAUGCCGCCAGUUCCAUGGAUGGGGAGAUAUGGGAACCAGCCUUCUGGAUUUGGGCUAGGUGAUUUUAAUGAUUCUCCUGCCGCACAUGGUGGGGAAGCUCCAAGUGAGUUUUCUUUGAAAAUUUUGUGUUCAGCUGCAAAAAUUGGUGGAGUGAUUGGCAAGGGAGGCUUUAAUGUAAAACAGUUACAGCAAGAGACUGGGGCCAGUAUUCAUGUUGAGGAUGUGUCAGCAGAGUCAGAUGACCGUAUAAUUCGUGUCUCUUCUUUUGAGGCUCUGUGGAAUCCCAGAUCACAAACUAUAGAUGCUGUUCUUGAGCUUCAAAACAAAACAAGUGAACCCUCUGAUAAAGGUGGUAUAACAACAAGACUUCUUGUUCCGUCAAGUAAGGUAGGCUGCCUUCUUGGACAAGGAGGUCAUGUGAUCAAUGAGAUGAGAAGAAGAACACGCGCAGACAUACGUGUUUAUUCCAAGGAAGAUAAGCCCAAAUGUGCUUCUGAAGAUGAAGAGCUUGUACAGAUAUCUGGAAACUUUGGUGUUGCUAAAGAUGCAUUGGCAGAGGUUGCAUCAAGACUUAGAACCAGAUUUCUGCGAGAUGCGAAUGCUGGAGCAGAACCUGGUCCAGUCGGGCCAGUUCCUAGAUUUCCUAGAUUUGGUCAUUCAGGAAACUUAUCUGGUGCAGGGCCACCUCCUCCUGCCGGCUCUGGUGGAUAUGAAAUGCUAAAGGUAUAUCUAACUAAAGCUCUGUAUAUACGUGUCCGAAGGCAGGCAUCUGAGGUUAAUAGGCAUGCUUUUACCGAGUGGGAUUGCUGGAGAGUUCAAGUGCUGUCAGACAGCUAUCGGCACUCUUCACUGGGUGAAGUUGGCUGUGGUAAUUUUGGAAGGGGUGGUCGGCGUGAAUAUGAACCUCCAAGUUAUCAAGUUCCUCCAAGUGCUGCUGGGUUCCAAAACGUCAACAGUUCUAUGGAGUUUCGGAUUCCAAAUAAUCCUGUGAAUUCUGGUAUGGGGACAGGCAGCAACAACAUUGGUGAUAUUACUGGAUCAAGGAUGAAGCUCCAAGAAUAUCAUUCUGGUGGUUCUGCGUCCGCUGUUGAUAUUCGUGGGUCUGCUGAGCAUUUGAAUGCCAACCAUAGUAUGCUUCAGGCCUAUAAUAGUAGUGGUGGGCAGUACCACAAUACCCAACAGGGAUCUUAUCAGAACUACGAUGCUCAGCAAGCUGCCUACCCUAACAUCAAUGCUCCACAAACCCCUUAUCAGAUCAACGCGCAGCACGCUCCUUACCAAAACACGCAGCAAGCCAGCUACCAGAACAUGAGUGCGCAAGGUCCUUACCAGUACUGA
Molecule: messenger RNA, 2228 nt
Organism: Ilex paraguariensis (yerba mate)
Lineage: Eukaryota; Viridiplantae; Streptophyta; Magnoliopsida; Aquifoliales; Aquifoliaceae
Source: the annotation of a GenBank genome assembly